Messenger RNA from Cydia splendana, 2112 nucleotides. Its product is annotated as JNK1/MAPK8-associated membrane protein. Gene Ontology annotation, biological process: response to unfolded protein. Gene Ontology annotation, cellular component: membrane. The transcript has 4 exons. The coding region runs from base 178 to 1071 and encodes 297 amino acids. The record is from RefSeq and is a predicted model, not a curated record. Lineage: Eukaryota; Metazoa; Arthropoda; Insecta; Lepidoptera; Tortricidae. Gene Ontology annotation, molecular function: ubiquitin protein ligase binding.
UUUUUAUUGUCUCUGAAAAUGCAAUUAUUACUGGUGUUUAUUAAGUAAGAACGGCGAUAUCAGAGAUAGGAAUUAUAAACCCACGUAUAAAUCUAUUCCUUUAAGUCGCCAGUAGUUGCAAAUGUGAAUAAAAUCGUUUUACAAAAUAGCUGUUCCGAUUCUGAAUUUCAAACCAAGAUGUCUGUAGUGAGAUCGUGCCCAGGGCUGUACUGUGGCCGUACACCGUUGGACAAUGGGUCCUGGAGCGACUGCGGGGCAUGUCCGCGAGGUUUCCGCACGAACGCGUCUAGUUACUGCGAGCCGUGUACAGAUGUACCGACGCUGUAUGAUUGGCAGUAUUUGGGGUUUAUGGUGCUGUUGCCGCUGGUGUUGCACUGGUUCUUUAUUGAUAUGGUGUCUAUAGGCAAAGGGAAGCAAGGUAUACUGGCUCAACAUUUUUCAGCAUUCUUUGAAGUAGUCUCUGGCACACUAGCGGCCUUGCUCGUCCUGCCGCCAACCGGCAGCUUGGCAUUACAUGUGUGCUCUCCAACGGCACUGUCGGACUGGUACACAUUGCUGCAUAACCCGCAGCCAGACUAUAAGGAGACAUUGCAUUGUACACAGGAAGCGGUUUAUCCUUUGUACACAAUAAUACUGCUGAUCUACGCCUUCAGCUUACUAAUGACGAUCACCAUAAGACCAUGGUUGAUGACAUACCAUCCCCCAAACCCCGGAAAGAAGGCCAUAUACUGUGCUCUGUACUUCUAUCCUAUAUUGGUUCUUAUUCAUACUGUUGCUGCUGGACUUAUUUACUGUUCAUUCCCCUACAUAAUCAUAAUAAUAUCAAUGAUGACCUCAGCAUCCCACUUCUCCAUCAAGCUCGACCAAUCAGCAUCAGCCUUACUCCUAUCUUCAAUAGCCAAUCCCAGGAACUUAGUAAUCCUGAUCGGCCAUUGGCUGGUCCAUGCGUACGGCAUCAUAUCUCUCACUGGGUUGAAGGAUCUGUGGUAUCUGAACCUAGUGCCUGCCCCGGCGUUGUUUUAUAUACUUACGGCGCAGUUCACUGACCCGAUGAAGAUACAUAAUGAUUGACGGUAUUGGAAAACUGUAUGGAAAUAAUAUGGGUUAGUUGAGAAUGGACUUCAGUUUCAUUUGACAAUCGAAACUAGUCAAGUUACAAAUGCGAAAUGGCGACUUAACCUUUUGAACGGGGUCCGGCCGAGCGUAAAUCGCGGUCUGACGUGUUGAAAGUAGUAAAGUUAUUUUUGGGCUCAGAUCAGGGUUUGUGAGUGUGUGUGGUGUUGGGUGAAGGUGCCCAGAUCUGAGUUCGCCUAUGGUCAUUAACCUUUUGAACGCCAAACGGCGCAUCCAUUUGCCGUGCCACUGAUGCCACGGGAGUAAAAUUUAGUUUUGUGAAUAAAUAAUGCCAACCUAAAAGUGGGGUGUUUUUCAGUAGAUUUUCAUCAAAAAAUGAUCGACGUCAAAUGCCGUCUUUGGCGUCGUUGCCACGAUGUUGCGUUGACGUCAAUUGCCGUCUGUGGCGUUCAAAAGGUUAAAUCGUUACUUUUUACAUAUUUUUUCCCGUUGAUAUUGACGUGAAGCUGGCAGAAAUGUCUAAUAACGAGUGCGAUAAUUAAAAAAAAACUUUAUGAAUGCCACGCAUAUAUGUAGUGUGCGGCGUGCCAUCGUGAACCUUGUCGGAAGGCAAAAAGGUUGAUAUUGGGCUGAAGCCGCGCGCCACAGGUGACGUCUUUAGUGGUCAAAGGGAAAGUAAACUAUGUAUCGUAUCAGUACCUAUACUACUCCAGUACUAUUAUUUUUGUCCUUGGAUAUAUUAUUUCUAAGAGUAGAAGAUAUGUUACAACAAUUAAAUUGGCUAAUGGUUUGCAGGCACGUAGGUAUUUAAUUAAAUUGUGGCGUAUUGGUUUAAAUCGACAUUUUUAAUUUUAACGUUCUUCACCUGCUCUUUUUUUCAAUAAUACCUACUUUAAGUAUUUUUUAAUUUUCACACUGCUUUUGCUGAUAAUUCUGGAAAAGAGUGAAGUUAGUAUCGAUUGUCAACUGACGAUUUAAAGGAAUAAGUGCAACUGAGUUUGGCUAGAUGGUGUUAUAACCAGGCAUCGGAGUUUUUAU